CGGUUGGCCAGCGGCACAGGAGUGAGAGUUUUUCUCCGGGAGAGGUGAGAGUGCGGGCGGCAGCGCGAGCUCGAUACUUGGACGUUCAACAUGACGGACGCGAGGGACCCGGCUCGUGACCAGCUUCGCAACUGGCUCUGCACGAAGGCCGACAAGAAUGUGGAUACCUUAACUACUGGAGGUGGCCAACCUAUUGGUGACAAGCUAAAUGCCAUUACGGCUGGGCCUCGAGGGCCAAUGCUUAUGCAGGACACUGUAUAUCUUGAUGAGAUGGCACACUUCGACCGGGAAAGGAUCCCUGAGCGUGUUGUACAUGCAAAGGGCGCAGGUGCCUUUGGCUUCUUUGAGGUGACCCAUGAUAUUUCGAGGUACUGCAAAGCCAAAUUAUUUCACCCAGUUGGAAAGAGAACAUCUGCAUCUGUCCGCUUCUCAACAGUUGGUGGUGAAUCAGGUUCUGCAGACACCGUCCGUGACCCUCGAGGAUUUGCUUGUAAGUUUUACACUGAGGAUGGAAAUUGGGAUCUAACUGGUAACAACACCCCCAUCUUCUUCAUCCGGGACCCUCUCUUGUUUCCUUCAUUUAUCCACACCCAGAAGAGGAACCCCCAAACCCACCUAAAGGAUGCGGACAUGACCUGGGACUUUUUUUCACUUCGUCCAGAGACACUUCACCAGGUUGGCUUCCUGUAUAGUGAUCGUGGAAUUCCUGAUGGAUAUCGUCAUAUGAAUGGGUAUGGGUCGCAUACUUUCAAGCUGGUAAAUGAUAAAAAGGAGGCAGUGUAUUGCAAAUUCCAUUUAAAGACAAAUCAAGGCAUCAAAAAUCUUACUGUUGAGGAGGCUCGCCAGCUGACUACUGACGACCCUGACUAUUCCAUUCGUGAUCUCUACAAUGCUAUUUCAACUGGAAAUUAUCCGUCCUGGAGUUUCUACAUCCAAGUAAUGACUUUUCAGGAAGCACAAGUACAUCGAUGGAACCCCUUUGAUCUCACUAAGGUUUGGCCUCACAAGGAAUUUCCGCUAAUCCCUGUGGGGCAGUUGGUCCUCAACAAGAACCCAAUCAAUUAUUUUACAGAUGUGGAACAGAUAGCUUUUGAUCCCAACAACAUGCCACCAGGCAUUGAACCUAGUCCUGAUAAGAUGCUUCAGGGUCGCUUGUUUGCAUAUCCUGAUACUCAUCGUCAUCGCCUGGGUGCUAACUACCUUCAGCUUCCUGUGAAUUGCCCAUUUAAGUGUCGUGUGACUAACUACCAGAGAGAUGGACCCAUGUGCUCAACUGAUAACCAGGGUGGUGCACCAAACUAUUAUCCAAAUAGUUUUGGUGGCCCUGAAGCUCAGCCUCUAGCCAUGGAGCACUCUUUGGCUGUAACGCAAGAUGUUGCUCGGUACAACAGUGCCGACGAUGAUGAUUACUCUCAGGUAACCACAUUUUAUCUGAAAGUGCUGAAUGCAGAUGAGCGUCGAAGACUUUGUGAGAACAUAGCAGCCCAUCUCAAGGAUGCUCAGCUUUUCAUUCAGAACAGAAUGGUGUGUCUGUUAAGCAAAGUUCAUCCUGACUAUGGUGCUCAGGUUCGCACAUUGCUGGAGCAGUACAAUUCUAAAUGUCCUCAGAAGCCCGUGGUCAGAACCUACAGUCGUCAUGCUUCUGCUGAGAGGUCAAACCUGUGAUGGUUUAAUGUGAAGCUUUGUGUCACAGCUACAAUCAACUUGCCAGAACCAUUUAUGCUUCAAUCAUUAGUUAAGAUUGAAUAAUUGAUAAUGAUCCCUAAAUUUCAGAUCUUGUAACUGAAGCAUUUUCUUAUUGCAUAUUUUGUUCGAAAGCUAAAAAGUAUUGUCUGAUUUAAUGCUUGCAUUUAAAACCAAUGCUACCAAGUUUUUCUCUCUCUCUCUCCCUUCUCCCACCUUUCCUCACUUACAUGUGCAAAUUCCAUCCAUUAUUUCUUUCAAGGUUUAAAAUUUGUGAUCCUGAAGAUGAGCCUUUUUUAAUACUGUGCAUCUCUCGCAAUGUUUGCUGGAUCUGCAGCAUGGUAUCUGUAUGGCUGAGAAUUCACAUUGGGCUUUUCUACCUCCACUGCUUGCUUUUAACAGCACUUUUACAGAUUGUUCUCCCCGUACCUAACUAUAUUUAACAUUUAAUCUUGUUACAUAGGUUAAGGCUUCUGCUAAGUAUAGUUUUGAAUACCCAGUGCACAAGCUUCUAUCCUUUGUUCUUGCAAUGAAGUGUGCAGGCUAAUAAUUUAGCUAAAAAUGUGAAUGCUGCAUUGAACAAUGGAAAUUUUAAUUUUUGUUAAUCUGGGAGGUGAUGCACAAACUCAAAUUAAAUUAUUAAUACAACUUACAAAUGUUAUAAAUAUAUACUUGCACAAACGUGAACAGUGGCUCAAUUGAGAGUACUUUUGUCUCUGAAUGUGAAGGUGAUUGGUUUAAAAUGGGUAGGAGAGACUUGAGCACAGAAAUCUAGGCUCCAGUGUAAUAUUGACAAAUCACUGCAAUGUUGAACAUGUCACCUUUUGGAUAUGACAUUAAACCAAAAGGUCUGUCUGUCCUUUUAGGUCCAAAUUAAAUAAUCUAUGUAAGUAUUUUGAAGAAGAACUGGUGUCUUACCUACAUCUGUUCAACAACAACUGAAUGUCUGGUCAUUAUCACAUUGCUAUUUAGAGGAGUAUGUUGCAUGUCAGUUGGCCACCAUGUUGCCUAAAUCACAGCAGAGAUUGUACUUAAACAGUUCACCAUUUGGGGGUGACCUGAGGUUGUGAAAGGCACCUCAGAAAUGCAGGUUUGUUUGCUCAUCCUUUUACAGGGAAUCUUUCAUUUUGGAGUGUGUUCAAAGUCUGGUUUUACUGCCUUUUGAGCUGGUGUCAGACGCACCAUCCUGUGACUUGUCCUCAUUUGAUUUUAUUUCUGUGUUAAAUUGUUAUCUGUUCUGAGCUGUUAUAAGUUUGAUUUCCCACUCAAGUGCUUAUCCCUCCUGAGUUUGUAUUUUUGUAGCCAGUUCCUUUUUGGUUCUGAUUUUCCCUUCUCCAAGGCCUUGUAUGAUGGCAUCUUCUGUUUUUUUUUCCUCUAUUGCCCAAUGAUGAAAGAGAAGGUUUUCCCCAGCAGUGACUGGACAGCCAGCAGGCAUUGCAGUCUUCAUUUGUAAUGUCACAGCGUUUUAAAAUUAACCCAUUCCCUGUUUUGGUAAAUGUGAAACUGUGAUGAAGAUCCAUUUAGUCAUAGUGAAAAUCCAGUUUAUUUUUGUUUUUGUUUUAAAAGUAAUCAAUGAGGAAAAUACUGUGAUUCAGCAAAGGGCUUAUAUAGAAUCUUUCCAGGGCAGUUCAAAGCAUAUUCCAUCAGUUAAGUCUUUCUGAAGUGAAGUUAGUGUUAUAAGGUUCCAAAAAACAAAAAAAAAAGUAUAGGUACUUCGAUAAUCAUUUGCUAUUAAUUCAGGAUUAAAAUAUUAGCCAAGAUAUCAGUAAAAACUCCCACAUUCUUUAAAUGCAUCUUUGAAUUCUUUGAUAACCAUGUCAGACAUGUCUGGAAGGCUUUGGAGAAUUAAUAUAUUGCUCACAGUUUAAUGGAAUACAGAUUUGUACCCAAGAUUCUUCCCACAGUGAAAUCCUGAACAAUGUCUAUUCCCUGCAACAGGAAAACUCAGAGGAAUCUUUACUGUAGGAACUUUGGUGAAGGUUGAUAGUGUGACAUAUUCAUCCGGGCUUACAGCACUUUUCAUGGGCACAGGUAAUUUCCCGUAAGCCAACUGUUUCAGUUCCCAAAGCAUUUUUCUUUGAAGUUGAUGUUUGUGGAUUGCACACCAUGUUUAACAAUUCACUCAAUUGUGGCAGUUUGUUAAUUGAAGGAUACAUAUGCUUGCUGUGUUGUUUUCAGGGAUGCAGUAAUGCCACUAAAUCAAAGCCUACUGGUGUAAACAUUUUGGUCAAAUUAGCUUAUGUGAAAACUAAUACUCUAGGGAAAAAGUCACACUUAAAUUCAGAAAAAGCAUGCAUGGGUUUGUAAUUUUAAAAAAAAAACAAAGGAAAAUAUUAGUUCCUCUCCAAGGUUAUUGUUGGUUUUACACAAUGAUAACGUGUAGUUUAUAUCCAUAAAGAGUAAUAAAAUAAAUAACCACUACAAGAUGGAAGCUUUACUUUUAAAGUAGCUCUAAAAUUUAUUCACUUUAAGUGUUAUAAAAUGAAUAUAUUUUAAAAUUGGAUUCAGUGAUAUAAUAUUCCUUCAGAAAAGCUAGAGAUUGAGGUUACUGUUUAAAAUUAGACAAUGGUCCUUUCAUCGUAAAGCUCAGAGUUGACAUUUAAUUUGGCAUCUAGGCAUGCUUUUUAAUCAAUGUAAUCUUUCUGAAGAACUACAUACAUUUGCAUUGCAGGUUACAUAUGCAUCUAUUCAGCUUAUUUGCUCAUUUAUUAAUUAAGUUUAACCCAAUCACUACUGAAACAAAUGUAAUAGGAGAUCAGUAGUAAUGAGAAGUUGGGACUUGGACAGCAAAUUAAACCUGAAUAAUCAGCAUAAUCUACGAACACAUGAAAGGAGAGUGAAGCCAAUUAAAUUAGCUGAAUAUUUGAAUAUCUUUUCAAAUUUUUUUUGUCUCCUUUAAAACUGAGGACUUAACUCUGGAAAUACCAUUUGUAACUUGAUAAAGAUGAUUUUUAAUGCUUAAUAAAAUUCCAGCAAUGUGAUAAAAUACAUACAAA
Chiloscyllium plagiosum (whitespotted bambooshark) is the source of this 4679-nucleotide messenger RNA. RefSeq names its product catalase (gene cat). NCBI's taxonomy places the organism in Eukaryota, Metazoa, Chordata, Chondrichthyes, Orectolobiformes, Hemiscylliidae. The record is from RefSeq and is a predicted model, not a curated record. Gene Ontology annotation, cellular component: mitochondrion; cytoplasm; peroxisome. Gene Ontology annotation, biological process: hydrogen peroxide catabolic process; response to hydrogen peroxide. Gene Ontology annotation, molecular function: heme binding; catalase activity.